AUGGAGAUUGAUCCAGUCGUACAACAACGUUUAACAGAUGCUAAUCAAACACAUCUACUUGGUUAUUGGUCUGAACUUGAUGAUGAACAACGAAUAACACUUUUGAAUGAUAUUAUAGAAGUUGAUUUCGACCGUGUCAAAGAUGCUUAUGAUGCUAUCAAAACUGAACUAGUAACAGAAUUAAAUGGUGAAGUAAAUACUCAUAAUGAUAGUAAAGAUAAAAAACCAGUAGUGAUUGAUGAUAUCAUGGAACCGAUUCCUGAUCAUAUGGCUGGAUCAAUCAAUGAAGCAAGCAACGAACAAAUUAAAGAUUAUCGACAACAAGGAUUGAAAGCUAUUUCUGAAGGAUCGGUGUGUGUUCUAUUACUCGCUGGUGGACAAGGAACUCGGCUUGGCGUUGAUUAUCCGAAAGGCAUGUUUAAUAUUGGUUUACCAUCGAAAAAAUCUCUUUAUCAAAUUCAAGCUGAGCGUAUUCUUAGACUUGAAAAAAUUGCAAAUGAGCAGUUGGAUACAAAAAAUGCUUCCAUCACAUGGUUUAUCAUGACAAGUGAACAUACACAAGGAGAAACAGAAAAAUAUUUUCGUUCACAUAAUUAUUUUGGUUUAAAACGUGAAAAUAUAGUUUUAUUUGAACAACAUACUUUACCUGCAUUAAAUUUUCAUGGAAAGAUUUUACUUGAAGAAAAAUAUAAAUUGGCAAAAGCAGCUGAUGGAAAUGGUGGUUUAUAUCGUGCUUUGAAAACUCGUGCAGUCUUAGAUGAAAUGAAUAAACGGCAUAUAAAAUAUAUUCAUGUUUAUGGCGUCGACAAUAUUCUUGUACGUUUAGCUGAUCCAGUCUUUAUUGGUUUUUGUCUACAGAAAAAUGCUGAUUGUGCUGCAAAAGUUGUAAAAAAAACAGUUCCAACAGAAGCAGUUGGUGUCAUAUGUAAAGUUGGUGAUCGUUUUCAAGUUGUUGAAUAUUCAGAAAUAUUGGAACAAACAGCACAUAGAAAAAAAUCUGAGCACAGUGAUGAAUUAGCAUUCAACGCUGGAAAUAUUUGUAACCAUUUUUUUACUUUGGAUUUUCUUCGAGACGUUUGCCAAAAACAUGAAACAGAGCUUCGUUAUCAUGUUGCUAAAAAGAAAAUUCCAUCGAUUGAUGCCAAUGGUGUAUAUGUUAAUCAACCACAACAAAUAAAUGGAAUCAAAUUAGAAAAAUUUGUUUUUGACGUUUUUCCUUUUUCAAAAACAUUUGCUGUUUGGGAAGUUCGCCGUGAAGAUGAAUUUUCACCAUUGAAAAACGGCUCAGGUUCUAAAGAUACAGCAGCAACCUGCCGACAAGAUCUAAUGCUUCAACAUAUUCGUUGGCUUAAAGAAGCUGGUGCUGAUUUACCAUCGGAUGUGAAUCAACAAAUAGAAUCAACUGAAAAUACUUGUGAAAUUUCACCACUUGUUUCAUAUGGUGGAGAAAAUCUUGAAUUUGUAAAAGGAAAAACUUUUGAUCUGCCAAUUUCUUUUGAACUGACUGAUGAAGUUACAGAAUUCAUUAGUGAUUUCCCUACAAAAUUAUGUUCAACAAACGGUGUAAAACCCGUAGCCAUGCAUACAAAUGCAAUUUCUUAUUAA
Molecule: messenger RNA, 1605 nt
Organism: Rotaria socialis
Lineage: Eukaryota; Metazoa; Rotifera; Eurotatoria; Philodinida; Philodinidae
Source: the annotation of a GenBank genome assembly